Messenger RNA from Ailuropoda melanoleuca (giant panda), 3653 nucleotides. It is a transcript of the gene PEX11G, whose product is annotated as peroxisomal biogenesis factor 11 gamma. Bases 160 to 978 code for a protein of 272 amino acids. Gene Ontology annotation, cellular component: peroxisomal membrane. The record is from RefSeq and is a predicted model, not a curated record. Gene Ontology annotation, biological process: peroxisome fission. The transcript has 6 exons. Lineage: Eukaryota; Metazoa; Chordata; Mammalia; Carnivora; Ursidae.
GCGCGGCUGUCCCGGAUCAGGGCCGGAGCUCAGAGACUGGAGACCGAGGCCAGAACGGGGCGGGUCGCUCGGGAUCCCCCGUCGCAGAGGCGCUCUCCAGGCUGGGCCCCGACCCUGUCCUCUAGCGGUGGACAUAUAGGUGGUCCCUGCUAACUCGUCAUGCCCAGCUACAGACAUUGGUCCAGCUGGGUAGAGACGAGUAUAUGCGUCCACCUCGUCGUCCUGCCUGCUAGGAAAAGGAGGACCCACGAGAUCCGAACGCUGGGGUACUGCUUCCAACUGGUUGGCGGGGUCCUGGUGGAACGAAGUCCAGCCAGCUCAGAAGUGGGGACGUGCCUGCUGACCCUGUCCUCCCAACUCAGCCAUUGUAGGACCAUCCUGCGACUCUUUGACGAUGUGGCCAUGUUUGUCUACACGAAGCAGUAUGGCCUGGGGGCAGAGGAGGAGGACAUCUUUGUCCGCUGCGUGUCGGUCCUGGGCAACCUGGCCGACCAGCUCUACUAUCCCUGUGAGCACAUCGCCUGGGCUGCCGAUGCCAGGAUCCUCCGUGUGGACUCUGCCCGGUGGUGGACACUGAGCACAGCCUUCUGGGGCCUCUCCCUGCUCCUGGGCAUUGCCAGGUCCUUGAGGAUGAUCCUGAUGCUGAGACGGAGGCUGAGGGGCCCCGCGGUGGCCUUCACCAGGUAUGACCCUGGGUUUUGCCCGGAGAAAGGCCGACAUCUUCCCCCAAGCUGGGGACCCUGCCGGCUGCCCCGGACCAAGAGGAGGGCCAUGGAGGCCCAGGUCCAGUCAGAGGUGCUGACCCUUCUGAGCAACGUGGCCGAUCUGGCCAACGCCGUGCACUGGCUGCCUCCGGGCGUCCUGUGGGCCGGCCGCUUCCCCCCGUGGCUCGUGGGCCUCCUCGGUACCGUCUCCUCCCUCCUCAGUGUGUACCAGGCUGUCCGGGCCGGCGGCCACGCUGAGGCCCCCACCCCCUGAUGUGGCCUGGGAGGUGUGGAUGUGGCCGGAACCCCACUGGAGGGUCCCUUCCCACAAAGCAGUAAUCACUCGGGUAGGGGCUGGGUCUGUAACUGAGCGAAUCAAUGCCAGGUGUAGGGAGGUGUAAUUCAGAGAACGCACGGGGCCGCCUCGGACACAGGCCCAUGGUGGGGCAGGAUGUCGGUGGGGCUGAGGUCCCCCAGGGGCUGAGGCCAGGGCCUUUCCAUCUAGGCCGGGGCUCUGUGGCCGAGGCUUCUCUCAGGGCCAGAGGAGGGGUCCCCAGGCCUCACAUGCGGAGAAGGCUGCUGCGGGCCUCACAGCACCUCGCCUGGCCCGUGUCCUGCAUUCAGAUACAGGCGAGCCGGGAGCCAGGACGGCGUGCGCCAUGCGGGCCUUAGGAAAGUCGAAAUGGUGAUCGAUUAAAUGGCGUGUUGGUGCCAGGCCCAGGUGCAAGAGUCUGUUUCUCAGUCACUGGCCCCCUGCCCCUCCCACCUGCAGGCCCCCUGGCUCACCCACCUGGUUUCCACAGCGGCAGCAGCAGCCCUGUGCAUUUUCGGAGGGGGUGCAGGUGCCACCUGGAAACCACACCUCCCCAGCCUGCCUUCUGGAACGUGCUUGGCCCAGUAGGUCCUCUCCAACUUUGCGAGCACAGCCUGUUGGCCUUGAGCGGCCUUCAGCCAAGGGGAGCCGCUCUCCCAUGCCUCGUCUCGGGCACAGGGGCCACGGAUGCCGCCUCCCACCAGGCCACGCCUGUGUCUUGUCCCUCUGGGCAGCUCCAGGGUGCUUGCUGUGGCUGAAGCAUUUCACACUCUGCCACGGCUUGGGCCCAGGGCCGGUCUGAGUGUUCUAUGGGUUCCGAGCCAGGGCCAGGCCACGCAGGCUCCUGUCUCCCACCUCAUGGGGAUCAUGGAUGUGUCUGUUUUCCAGGCUGACACGUGAGAGGCCCUGUGUGUGUGUGGCCUCAGGCAGGCACCUGCAGAUGGUGGCCAGCCCACGCCUGCCCCUCUUGACGUGUCCUCGGACCCUCCACUUCUGAGUCCUAGCCGGAAAGCAGAGGGGAUCAGGUUUCAUGUGACACCCCCCCCGUCUUGUCCUACAAGGAGGCUAUGGGGUGGGAAGAGCUGGGGUGGAGGCCCCUCUGGGUUAACACGGGGUACAGAAGACCCUCCACCCGGCCCUGGCUGGAGCGCCCUGCCCUACCCAUCCAUCUGGAUGAGAGGAGGGGGCCAGGCUGGGUUAGUGUCCCCCUCACCUCUUGCAGAGGGGGACGUGCUCACCUUGGCCCUUAGCAGAGGCCCCCUUCCUGGCACUCAGAGCAGUAUGAUUGUGGGGGAGCCAUGAACACCCACACAUGUAACCUGUCCGCUCACAGGUCCUCCAGCAGGCUGGUGUCCCCAUGGGCCUAGGCAGAGCCAGAUGCCAGGGCUGAGGCUGUGCUGGGACACAACGCUGGGCUAUCGAGAAGCCCCACCUGUAGUGUGGCCGCACCCCCUGCCCCGUGCCCUUCCCCGGGGCUGGCAACUUCGGCCUCUUAGGUGGGGGCAAAGCCAGUCAGUUCCCGGGAGCGGGGCCUGAAAGGGUUUUCUCAGGACGCAAACUCAGCUCCUUCAGGGAGCAGGGAGGCAGAUGGGCCUUGCGGAUGGCCCAGGAGCCAGCAGGCCCUACUUUGGGCAAUGGCUCCUUGUCCAGGAGGCUGACCUCCCAAGAGCACGGGAACAGGCCUAAAUGGAAGGGGGCCGUGCCAGAGCAGGGAGGCCUUGGCCGCAUCCCCACACUGCAGCCUCGUCUGGAGGGCUGCUUCUCCUGGGGGUCCCCGGCACCCCGCUGCCUCUGACUCCAACGUCUGGUUGCAGUCAUUGUCUGGAGCUUCCUAAGGGGAGCGUGUGAGGGGAGCCCCGCUCGGUGAGGUGAGCACCCUUACGGCACUGACGUUUGGGACGAUGAUGCUACAAGAAACCCCGAACCCCCAAAUGAACACUCCCGUCGGCUCAUCUUCGACACUUUUAUUGCUGGAAUCAGGUCUUAAGUUCUAAGGCGGGUCUGAAGAGCCCGCGGUGAGGAAAUGCUGCAAUCAUCAUAAAAGUAAUUGUCGGGUGGACUAAGAUCAUGGUCACAAAGAACAAAGACGUGCACGGGUUCCACAGAAAUAAGAGGGUCUGCUCAACCACCAACCGUACAAGGAAAAUCGGGCUCUCCCCAGGAGUGGCCUCGCCCGAACGAGACACGGACCGCCGCCAACACUGCCUCGAGGCGGGACGCCCCAGUUCCCGCCACACGGCCGCGCAGAGAGUCCCUGGACUUGUCAUCGGCUGAGGAACUGUGGCGCCUCGGAGGGUCAGAGCAGAGCAGGCAGACAGGGGCGUGUGGCGGUGAAAUCACCCAGCACGAGGGCCCCGGAAUGCUCUCCUCACAAUAGGACAGGAACUUAAGUCAACUUUGCUAAAGUGCUGAGACGUCUCGGUACGAAAACACAAACACUGAUCACAGACAUGGCACGGAGGAGCUCAGACGCGUCACAGGACCGAGGGAGGCGGGAGCAGGCAGAGCUUCUCCGAGGAGCGGGCUUGGAACACCAUUCACUGUGCCCGGAGAGGUUCAGAACUGGUCAGCUGGGAGGGACCGGGCUCUGGGCUCAGUGGGGGAGCCUGGGGAGCAAAGGCUGGAGUGUCCCCACC